UUUCGUUGACAUUUUGUGGAAUCGUUGGCCUGAUUUUAAACUUGUUCCAACUUGACUCAUAAAAAAUUCAAUGUGAUUGGUACUGUAGUUAGUCUACAGUAUUCUAGAGGCAACCUUUUACGACAGGCCGUUUGCGGCCCUUAAACAACUGACUUUUUGAGCCACGAAGCUGGGCGCAAAUUGGCAAGACAACGAAUCUGCUGUGCGAGCCAAACUGUCGCCAAGUCAGCAAGAGUAUCUCCUAGAUACACAAGGCGUGGGUGUUUGUAUGUGUGUGAGCCGCUAGCUAUUUUGAUGCUGCGGUCUAUUCGUAGCGUGGACACGAACCCAAGUGGUGUGGGUCUUGAUUGUGACACCAUUUUGAGCAAGUGGAAUUCUCGCACAGUGGGGUCAGUGUCAUGGGUCUUUUAUCAGUGGAUCAACCACAACAAGAACAGACCGCAGCUUUCAAUGAAUGUUUACAAAUGGCACAUUAAAGCAGAGCUUUGUUAUUGUGUAAAAUGUCCAGUAGUAGUUAUUGUAUAAUUAAUGCGAACAGUUGAGCUAAAAUGGGCAGCACCAAAGAAGUCAUGGAAGUGGAGGAAACCCUCAGUUCCGAGGGCAGCUUUGCCAGCACCGUGGCGGGACAAUGUUGCAACUCUGAAGGUACAGUGGAUGAGCAACAGGCAAUACGACUUGAAGAGGUGACAGUAGCAGCACAAACCAAAGGCAAGAAGAGUCCUAGCGAACUCUCUGGGGGCAACAACUAUGCGACGAGUAAAAAUGUUGCCGAGGGUUUAAUGGAUAUAGCUUUGCUCUCGGCCAAUGCGAAUCAGCUGCGCUUCUUAAUCACUUACAAUCACGAAGCUUCCACAUACUAUUACAGUCUGGCUCUCGUUAUACUCUCCCUCGUGCUGCAGGUACUCGUGGGCAUUGUUCUAAUCUUCAAGCGUCGUCUGAAACAUUGUCGCCAAAGUCGCCACUAUGUGAGAACCAAUGAAGUGCUCAUAAUGGGUGUAUUCCUUAUCACUGUGAUUAAUGUGCUCCUGGCUGCCUUUACCACAACCGAUGGACAUUCCAAUUAGACU
Molecule: messenger RNA, 1067 nt
Organism: Drosophila albomicans
Lineage: Eukaryota; Metazoa; Arthropoda; Insecta; Diptera; Drosophilidae
Product: ninjurin-B
Exons: 4
Coding region: 549-1064 (171 amino acids)
Biological process (GO): tissue regeneration; cell adhesion
Cellular component (GO): membrane
Source: RefSeq, a predicted model, not a curated record